Penicillium subrubescens is the source of this 375-nucleotide messenger RNA. RefSeq lists its product as uncharacterized. NCBI's taxonomy places the organism in Eukaryota, Fungi, Ascomycota, Eurotiomycetes, Eurotiales, Aspergillaceae. The record is from RefSeq and is a predicted model, not a curated record. The transcript is spliced from 3 exons. The coding region runs from base 1 to 375 and encodes 124 amino acids.
AUGCUGGACACUGGAACUCCGAUUACCACUGUCGACUGGAUGAUGCGGCAUUAUGUCAGCGACACUACUGCAGGGAAUCUCCGACGACUUCGAGAUGGAUGCAAAUGGGUUAACCGUUGCAUAUCCAAGCUGCAAGACCAAGACUGGGGGUUCAAGAGCUGGGAAACCUUCCUUUUAUUUCCCCGGUCUCUUGAGCAAUACGGAAGGUUUGCAUGGACGAAGAAUACCUAUGAAGCCUUCACGAAGGAUAUGGGGGCCCCGGAGCAGGCGCAACCAAUUGUUGAUAAUGGCUUCAUUCCAUACUGCAUUCCCUGUUUUAUCAAAAUAGUCGCAGGCUUGUGGAUAUUUGCAACAGUCUCGGAUAUAGCAUCCUAG